Molecule: messenger RNA, 877 nt
Organism: Medioppia subpectinata
Lineage: Eukaryota; Metazoa; Arthropoda; Arachnida; Sarcoptiformes; Oppiidae
Source: the annotation of a GenBank genome assembly
AAUAGCAAUGCCUGAAUACCUGUGCAAUAGUUAUAUAUUUGUACAGUAAUACUGAUAUACCUGUUAAGUGUUGGGCCAGUCGUCAGUCGAUUGAGGGCUUGACUUAUAUAUUAUUCCCAUGUAUUCAUUGGCAGAAUGACUGAAAUGUCUACUUUUUCUUACGGUGUUUACUAUUAAAACUUAUUAUACGCUCACAAAUGGUCGCUCUCCUCAUGUUUUCAAAAGAUUUGUGAUUAAUUCAGUCAAACAUUUCUUAAAAUAUGUGUUAUUAGAUAAGUCUGGAAAUUAGGUUCAAUUAACACGUUUAUUGUUUUCAUUAACUAUUAUUUAGCAGUAGUUUUUUGUGUGCGGUUUUAUGUUUGAUAAUAAAUGAAUUGUACUGAAAAUUUAUAUGCAAUCUAAUAGCCUAUCGACACCACAAACAACAACUCCUGACGAUAUAAGAGUGCGAGAGUCGGUCCCAAACAGCUCUUCACUGGCAACAAGUCGUGAAAGUGUGGGAACACAACUCAUUGGCACCACUGAGACCAUCGAUGAGACCAUGUCUAGUGUAGACCCGGGUAUUCUGUGUUUCCAACACUGCAACCCUAAGUCCAAAGUGUUUUGCCUCGAAUUACCCGACUAUUGUCCGCAAUGCGAUUCUCCCAUGAGUUGUAUUGAGUUAAAAAUCCCACCGUUUUGUGUGCCCUUUCCCUUCAUUUGUGCCAAACGGACUCAAUGUUCGGUCAUUAUUAGGCCCACCGAUGGAGACUUCUUGCAUCACUACCAGAAUGCGGCUGAUCUUCACAUUGGUUUGACGGACUCGAAGGGAGACGUCUAUGAGUUUGACAAAUACGGUCUUCAGUCGGCGAACCGGAGUUCGUCGUGGAAUCAUUGA